This is a messenger RNA of Drosophila sulfurigaster albostrigata, 892 nucleotides long. RefSeq lists its product as uncharacterized. The record is from RefSeq and is a predicted model, not a curated record. Bases 333 to 803 code for a protein of 156 amino acids. The transcript is spliced from 2 exons. Lineage: Eukaryota; Metazoa; Arthropoda; Insecta; Diptera; Drosophilidae.
CAAAUUUGACAUAGUCAGGCCUCCUGAUUGUUCAAAUUAUAAUCAGUCAUAUGCUCGCAAUUUUUCUUUGAUCUUGAAAAAGGAUAUAAUGAACAUAGAGUUGGACUUAAUAAGUCCGUUAAUCACGGGAUUGCGUGUACAUUUGGAUUUCUACACCCGCAAAGAUGAUUUUAAAACAUACCAGAGUUUCUAUCAAUACUCUUUCGAUCUGUGUUCGAUGAUGGGUAAUCACAAGAAUAAUAUGUUUAAGCGCUGGUUCAUAUCAUUUUUUUCGUUUGGUAAUUUUAAGUCGUAUUGUCCCAUUCCACCAGAUCAUUACUACUUAUAAAUCAAUGUUUGACGUUCUAAAGACUCUAGAAUGUGAUAAGUAUAACUCUUCAUACAUUCGCAAUUUAUCUGUAAGUCUCACGAAUGCCCAAAUGAAUGUAGACUUUAAUUUAAUCAGACCGUUAGUUCCCGAAGUACGCUCCAAUAUGGAAUUCUAUAACCGCAAGGAAAAUUCAAAGGCAUAUCAGAAAUUCUACAAAUACUCAAUUGACGCUUGCUCCAUAAUGAGAAAUUUAAGGAGUAGUAUAUUUAAGCGUUGGUUUUCAACAUUGUUCGCGCAUGGAAACUUUAGGCCGGAUUGCCCAGUUCCUCCAAAUCAUUACUAUGUAAAAAAUUAUAACAUCAAAGAUCUUCACAUUCCCUCAUUUCUGAUUCCUGGCUUUUACCGUUUCGCAUUUAAUAUAUUUCAACUUAAGAAUGAGGGAAAACAUAACGACUUCCUAAUUUCUUGCUCCAUAGAAAUAAAAAUGAAAUAAAUGGAAACACAUGAUACCAAUUCUUUUCGAAUAUUGUAAUUUAGUAAUCAAAAUUUCGUAGCCUAGUUAUUUAUAUUGAUGACAAAAAC